This is a messenger RNA of Aspergillus ochraceoroseus IBT 24754, 2038 nucleotides long. Its product is annotated as MFS transporter. Gene Ontology annotation, biological process: transmembrane transport. The record is from RefSeq and is a predicted model, not a curated record. Gene Ontology annotation, molecular function: transmembrane transporter activity. The coding region runs from base 410 to 2038 and encodes 542 amino acids. The transcript is spliced from 5 exons. NCBI's taxonomy places the organism in Eukaryota, Fungi, Ascomycota, Eurotiomycetes, Eurotiales, Aspergillaceae.
CAUUCAGGGCAGGAUGGAGACUCCACCAACGUUUGCCGCAGCGAAUUGAAUGGUCUGUGCUAUCGGAUACCCGACAUUCUACAGUCAUGGCCCGGUUAAGACGGCUUUCAAAGCCCUCUUCGGCCUCGGGGUUAACUAAAUUGGCAGGGGAAAAAUAUAAUUGGGCUAGUCAAGCUACUUAUAGUUCCUGUGUGCCAAAGCCUACCGGAGUAGAGGCUACUUAAUGUUCGGUACGCCCAGAAUUGGCCUGUCUUCUCCUCGGUGACGUCUGAGCCCGAAUUCUUUUCCGUCCCGUUGGAGUUUGGCACCUCACAACAGAACUUUUUUUGCAUUGUUUCGUUCACUGUGUGGAUUGUCAAUUAAGUCGACCACCUACUAUACGCGAUUCCCUUCUUGCACGGAAGAAAUCAUGGCGAGAGAUGACGAGAUCGCUUCCCACACCUCCUCCGAUAUUGACUCCCUGGAGGAGCGCAACCAAGACGUAGGAGCCUUGGAGAAACAAACCACUGCUGCUUCAGGCUUGUCGGUGUUUGAACAGCGUGCGCAAUCUAUUAUUUCAAGAAUUCGUAGUCGAGAACCAGGACAAACUGCUCGAUUUACACAUCCGCUUUCGCAUACCAAGACCGCCGAGGAUGUAAUUGUCGACUUUGAGGGACCGGACGAUCCUUAUCGCCCGAUGAAUUGGUCGUUUAGGAAGAAGGCGAUCACCACGGUGUUAUAUGGGUUAACGACAAUGGGCGCAACCUGGGCAAGUGCUAUCUACUCGACUGGUACUACUCAUAUCAGCUCUGAAUUCAGAGUAAGUGACGAAGUCAGUACCCUAGGAACAACAUUACUGCUGUUUGGAUUUGGGCUGGGGCCUCUAGUCUGGGCUCCUCUCUCCGAAGUCUACGGACGCAAACCCGCCGUGCUAGCACCCUACUUUAUUGCAGCGAUCUUCUCCUUUGGUAGCGCAACAUCCAAAGACCUGCAAACCCUAAUGAUCACUCGAUUCUUUACUGGCUUCUUCGGCUCUGCCCCCGUCACCAACACCGGCGGCGUGCUGGGCGAUCUCUGGACACCCGAGCAGCGAGGCGCCGCUAUUGUCGGAUACGCCAUGGCGGUGGUUGGAGGACCAGUUCUGGGCCCUAUAGUCGGAGGCGCAAUUUCAGAAAGCUAUCUCGGCUGGCGGUGGACACAAUACAUCACCGGUAUAAUGAUGAUGUUGUUCUUGGUCCUCGAUAUCGUCUUCGUCGACGAAAGCUACCCUCCCGUCCUCCUCGUGUACAAAGCCCAACGCCUGCGCUAUGAAACGGGCAACUGGGCUCUUCACGCCCGCCACGAAGAAUGGGACGUCACCUUCAAAGAACUCGGCAACAAAUACCUGAUCCGCCCCUUUGCUCUUCUCGCCACCCCGAUCUGCUUCCUCGUCGCCAUCUACGCGUCCUUCGUCUACGGCAUCCUCUACCUCUCCCUCGCCUCCUUCCCCGUCGUCUUCCAAGAAGUCCGCGGUUGGAACCAAGUCGUCGGCGCCCUCCCGUUCCUCGCAUACCUCGUCGGCAUCCUCUUCGGCGCCGCCAUCAACCUCGCAAACCAGAGAUUCUACAUCAAACGCUUCAAAGCAAACAACAACUUCCCCGUCCCCGAAGCCCGCCUGCCGCCCAUGAUGCUCGGCUCGAUCUUCUUCGCCGGAGGCUUGUUCCUCUUCGGCUGGACCGGCCAGAGGCAAAUCCACUGGAUUGCCUCCCUGGUUGGAGCCGUGCUCACGGGCUUGGGGUUUUUCACCAUCUUCCAGGCCGCCCUGAACUACCUCAUCGAUACCUUCCAGGCCGUUGCUGCGUCCGCCGUCGCAGCCAAUACCUUUCUCCGCAGUAUCUUUGCCGGUUGUUUCCCGCUCUUUGCCACCGCCAUGUUCCGCAACCUCGGUGUGCCGUGGGCCUCGAGCGUGCUCGGGUUUAUUGCCGUUGCGCUUAUUCCGAUCCCUUACUUGUUCUACAUCUAUGGGCCGAGGAUCAGAGCGAGAGGGAAGUGGUCGAGGGCUUCUUGUUAUCCUCACUAA